Messenger RNA from Penicillium cosmopolitanum, 333 nucleotides. RefSeq lists its product as uncharacterized. NCBI's taxonomy places the organism in Eukaryota, Fungi, Ascomycota, Eurotiomycetes, Eurotiales, Aspergillaceae. The coding region runs from base 1 to 333 and encodes 110 amino acids. The transcript has a single exon. The record is from RefSeq and is a predicted model, not a curated record.
AUGAAGCGUGAUGCUUCAGGCGGAGGUUUCACCCACCUUGGCAAAGACGGUGUCUUACGUACCAUCUCAGGCAACUACGAAGUCCUUGAUGCCCGUGGCCUUAGUCCUGAACAGAUCAAUGGCUUUUUAGAUGUCAUGCCAGCUGAGCUAGCACGACGAGAAGAUUUUCGCGACGUUGAUGGCACGAAAGUGACCACUCAAGAAGGUCUAUUCAAUCCCGCACCUGGGAUUUUGCCGAGUAAACCAGGGGAUAAUGAGCAGGAGGACAGGGCAAGACGCGAGGCGGUUGAAGAUAAUCAAGCUGCCUACGAGCAGUCGAAAAGAAAUCAGUAG